AGUGUCAUGAUUCUGAGUAACAGAAAACAAACCAGGCUGUUCACAUGUUUUACUGCUUAGUCUACACUGAUCUGACUUUGCUGUACUUUUUACUUUAAAAUUGAGAUUUUUCUCAUUGGGCAUUGGUUCUUUUAAAUUAGAUUUCCGGGCCAGAAUCAUGGCUGUAAGGCUUUUUGAAGCUAAAGAUCAUGCAGCUUCCUACCUGCGGUACAGAGUCUCACCCCAUGAACUUAUCACCAGGAUUAUGGACUUUAUGGAAGAACAGACACCCAAACAGUACAACCUUGCAGUAGAUGUCGGUUGCGGUUCGGGUCAGGGAACGAUCCUUUUGGCUCAGUAUUUUGCUAAAGUGGUGGGAACGGAUGUCAGCCCUGUCCAGCUAGAAAUGGCAUCAAGCAAUGACAAACCACAGAAUGUCUCAUACAGAGAGUGUCCAGCCGAAGAGUUACCGUUUGCAAAUGGCGAGGUGGACCUUGUGACGGCCAUGACGGCAGCCCAUUGGUUCGAUCGCCAACGGUUCCUCCAGGAGGCGGAUAGAGUGCUUCGUCCUGGAGGCUGCCUGGCCCUGCUGAGCUAUACCAUGGACAUGAAGUUGGAGUAUGGAGAUAUCUCCGACUCACUCAAUGACAUCUGUGAAGAGUUUUACGCCACACUGCUUCCUUACCGAAGUUCUUACAUCGGAUCGAGCUCCAAAAACAUCUAUUUGGACUUGUUUAACUCCUGCUCCUAUCCAGAGAAGGAAUGGAACAAUUGUGUGCCAGUGAGGAGGGCCGUGACGCUGAGCGCCUACAUUGGAAUGGUUCAAACCUUCUCCAGCUAUGAGUGUCUGAAACAAAAGGACCCAGAGGAGGCUGAGCGUCUCUCCAAUGACAUCCAGAACAAGUUACUGUCUGUCAUGAAGACCUCGUCUCUGGACACAGAAGUUACAAUGGUUGUUCAUUAUUUCUACUGGUUGGCAAGAAAACCAUAAUUAUUUGUUAUUGAACACUUUUGAUCAAGAAAUAAAGUUGGAGUUUGUCUAAUUGUUAUCUGUUGAAGCAUUAAAUUGUGUUAAAACAUUACUG
This is a messenger RNA of Oryzias latipes (Japanese medaka), 1064 nucleotides long. RefSeq names its product putative methyltransferase DDB_G0268948. Gene Ontology annotation, molecular function: S-adenosylmethionine-dependent methyltransferase activity. The record is from RefSeq and is a predicted model, not a curated record. Lineage: Eukaryota; Metazoa; Chordata; Actinopteri; Beloniformes; Adrianichthyidae.